This is a messenger RNA of Astyanax mexicanus (Mexican tetra), 3769 nucleotides long. Its product is annotated as protein FAM13A. Bases 319 to 3540 code for a protein of 1073 amino acids. The transcript has 16 exons. The record is from RefSeq and is a predicted model, not a curated record. Gene Ontology annotation, biological process: signal transduction. Lineage: Eukaryota; Metazoa; Chordata; Actinopteri; Characiformes; Acestrorhamphidae.
UCACAUGACUAGCAACAUGUAAACAGCAGCGGUGAGCUGCGCGUUCAGAGCUAGCGCUAAUGCUAACCCCGCAGUCCGGCUGAGGAGCCGCGGUGCAGUUAUGAAUACAGUGUAUUUUAUUAAUUCAGUUAAUCAAGAGUAAAAUAAAGCGCUAUUCUCCUCAGCAGAGCUAAAAUUGGGGCCGCUGGUCGCGCUGUCACGCGGUAGAUUAGCAGGCUAACCUAUGCUAAGCUAAGAUAGCGCUCCAGUAGCAGCAGCAGGGCGGGCGGGCUGAGCCGCGGUGCGGGGUAAUGGAUUCUGCCCUCGGAGGAGAUUAAAAUGGGAGCAGGAGCUUCACUGUCGCUCUGUCAAAGUCAGUCAUCAGUGAGGGUUCUGAAGCACAGUGCUCGUGUGGAGCCAGAGCCCCAGGCCCCAGAUCCAGACCCCAGGGCAGUAUUCGGUAUCCCUCUGUCAAAGCUAAGGGAGGCAGGGAAGCUGCAGCAUGGGGUACCAGUAGUGCUGAAAAACAUGGUGGAGUUUCUGGAAAAGAACGCCUGUCGUCUGUGUGUGUGUGUGUGUGUCCACGUGUCCCUAGGUCUUCAGCAGAGUGGUGUGUUCAGAGUGUGUGGAUCAGCCCCGCGCUGCAAGCUGCUGAGGUUGAGUUUGGACCGCGGAGAACCUUUGGAUCUGGUGAGAGGAGACGUUCCGACUGUGGCCGCUCUGCUAAAACUCUUUCUGAGGGAACUGCCCUGUGGACUAAUACCAAACACACACAGCAAGUGCAUGCAGCAGGCACUCACAGACCAUAAAGGCCGGGCGGAGCUGUUUGAGGCACUGAAAGAAACCCUGAAUCGUCUCCCUGAUGACAAUUACAACAUCCUGUCGUACCUCCUGCACUUCCUGUCCAGAGUGGCCGCCCACAGCCAGUGGAAUCACAUGACCUCAGAAAACUUGGCCACAGUGUUUGGGCCGUGCAUUUUCCGAGUCCCUGAGGGCCCCAAGAUGCUGGAGGAACAGACGGUCUGCAAUACCCUCACUCUGUAUCUGUUGGAGAAACACAAACACCUGAUGCCAAAUACACACAGCGGGGACCUCACACUGCCACCUCCUCCUAUAGCAGAUAUGGCACAGCUACACCAGGUCCAGUCUUGUAAUCUGGGCGCUGUGUGUGACAGUAGCACGGAUACAAGCCAACCUACUGAUCACAGCAAGGACACAGACAUGAAAGCUGACCUACUGACUGCAGUACAGACCCAAGCACUGAACAGCAGCAAUCACACACUCCCCUCCAACUCAGAUGAAUCAGAGGCGGAGAAAAGGACACAAGAAGAGGAGAGACAGACUGAAGAAGAGCCGCCAUCUCCAAACCACAACAACAACAACAAACACUCACACACCCCGUACAGCAACACACACUCACAGAGUGGCGGUACACAUUUAAAAGAGCAAACCAGCAACACUACACACUCUAGGACCAAAACAAAAUACACCCGGAGCCACACAUACACUCCAAACCGGGAUACACACACCAAAACCAGCGACACACUUCCAGAGACCAUUACCUCACACAGUCAGAGCAACAACACACACACCCUAUACAGCAGCACAGAUUCCCAGAGCAGCGGUGGCACACACUCAGACACCAGCAACAGGACUGGACACACACACCCCAAGACCAGAGUGAAAUACACCCGGAGCCACACAUACACUCCAAACAGGAGUUCACACACCAAAACCACCUGCCACACACACUCCACAUCCAGCCACACACUCCCAGAGACCAGCAGCUCACACAGGCAGAGCCAGCACACACACUGCACAUCCAGCAACACACUCCCAGAGACCAGCAGCUCACACAGGCCGAGCCACCACACACACUCCACAGAGUCCAGUCACACACUCCCAGAGACCAGCAGCUCACACAAGCAGAGCCACCACACACACUCCACAGAGUCCAGCCACACACUCCCAGAUACCAGCAGCUCACACAAGCAGAGCCACCACACACACUCCACAGAGUCCAGCCACACACUCCCAGAUACCAGCAGCUCACACAAGCAGAGCCACCACACACACUCCACAGAGUCCAGCCACACACUCCCAGAUACCAGCAGCUCACACAAGCAGAGCCACCACACACACUCCACAGAGUCCAGCCACACACUCCCAGAUACCAGCAGCUCACACAAGCAGAGCCACCACACACACUCCACAGAGUCCAGCCACACACUCCCAGAGACCAGCAGCUCACACAGGCAGAGCCAGCACACACACUGCACAUCCAGCAACACACUCCCAGAGACCAGCAGCUCACACAGGCAGAGCCACCACACACACUCCACAGAGUCCAGCCACACACUCCCAGAGACCAGCAGCUCACACAGGCAGAGCCACCACAUACACUCCACAGAGUCCAGCAACACUCAAAAUGUAGACACACAGGAAAAAGGAGCCAGCCCACCAUCCGGCAGUGAACAGCCCACCUGUGACAGCAGGGCUCCUAUUUGGAGGCCUGUGGGUGCACUUCCCUCUCCUCACGCUCCAAUCUUAAGUCAGAAUCAGCACUUAAGCAGCGAGCAAGGCUCUGUCUCCUCCAGCCAGUCACAAGUUAUGUCUGACUGUAUUAGCAGUAAGAAUAGUGCAGAAGAUUCCACUGAGCCGUCCGUCUCUCUGCUGCAGCGCCGUAUUCACAACCUCAAACAAGCAGUCAGGGGCUUGGAUAACUCUUUCCAGUACACUCAGUACUACAAGGCUGGACGUAAUGAUAAGGUGGCUGAUCCUAGAGUGGCGAGUCUAAUGAUUGACCUGGAUAAAGCCCGUAAGCAGCUUACAGACCUACAAUCGAGGCAGUGUGUGGACGGAUCAGUAAAGCUCUGCAGUUCUUCUACUGUCCAGCAGGGGGUCAGCGUGACUAAACCUGCACUGGAGGACACAGUGAAAACACUAACGCAACACCUGAAAGAAAAACGACUGGAACUUAACCUGCCAGAGCGUUUACAGGACAUGUCUUUGGAUCAGCUGGCUCUGGAGAAGAUGACGCUGCAGAAGAGUCUGCUUUACUACGAGAGUCUUCAUGGCAGACCGAGAUCAAAAGAGGAGAGGAGUGUGAUGAGAGAUCUGUACGAUCGCUAUCAUUUGGUAAAGCAGGCGUUCUACUCAUCAAACAGACAGACCAAUACGAUGAGUGGGGAUAAGGGCUUGGAUAAAUUGAUCCAGCAGACACUUUGUAGCACUUUGCCGACACAAGAGGCCAGUAAUCCUGCCUUCAUCUCGCAGCUGGAGGAGAUCAAACUGACAACAGCUCAGACAAACAACACACACUCCAUCAACAGGGCUGAGAUACUAAUGCAACUGAAAGAAACCAGGGUAGAGAAGAGACGGCAGAGGAAGAUUCUGAAAGAGUUUGAGGAGACGGUUCUCUUGAAGACUGGCAAGAGCGCACAGAGAGAGGACCGGGUUCCCAUGGCGGCGGAAUACGACCGCUACGAAACUCUGAAAGCCAGGCUAAAGUUGCUGAAAAGGAUGCUGGGACAGACACACACUGUGAAAGCAGCCGGGUGAGCGAGGCUUUAGCCCCUGCCGUGCUGAAGACUGGAGCGUAUUUGUUAACGGACUGUAAUUUUGUAAUUUUGAGAGAUACAGUUUGUUGUCUGUGCAGCGCUGAAAUAUGAAAUCGUUUAUAAUUAUUUAUGAAAAAUGUUAUCAGUGGCAAAUAUGCAAUCACGUUGUUUAAAAAAAAAAUGAAAAAGAGUACUUUUGUAUAAAUUAUUUUGUAUUACCAAAGGCUAAA